Molecule: messenger RNA, 330 nt
Organism: Pseudozyma flocculosa PF-1
Lineage: Eukaryota; Fungi; Basidiomycota; Ustilaginomycetes; Ustilaginales; Ustilaginaceae
Exons: 1
Coding region: 1-330 (109 amino acids)
Source: RefSeq, a predicted model, not a curated record
AUGCUGGAGCAUACGUGCGUGCGGCGAGGUUUUCGAGCGUGGCCUGCCCGUCGUCUCGAUGCAGCCCAACGGGCGUACAGCGGCUGCAGGCUAGCCCCGGCCCCUGCCUGCCUCGGCCAGGCCAGGUCCCAGCGCCGUGGCACGGAAACACCUCGACGCGAGGCCACAUCGCGAUCGACAUGGUGGCAGCCUCGACCCGUACCUGGACGGCUCGAGGUGUAUGGCCCGCCCUCGCAAUGGCCUCGAGGAGCUGGCCACGACGAAACCAGCCAGGGCGAGCGGCGGGGAAUACAAACGCUGCCCUGGAUGGACCUACGAGGGUGCGCCUAA